Messenger RNA from Momordica charantia (bitter melon), 1179 nucleotides. Its product is annotated as valine-tRNA ligase. The record is from RefSeq and is a predicted model, not a curated record. NCBI's taxonomy places the organism in Eukaryota, Viridiplantae, Streptophyta, Magnoliopsida, Cucurbitales, Cucurbitaceae.
CCACAAAUCCAUGAACCGGUCAGCCAAAGCUCCCAACUCCUAGUUAUUUUCGCUCCCACGCAAAGCACCCCGAAACCGCCAUAGCCUUGAAGCUUCCGUUUAAUCGAAUCGGAGUUCCAGCUCCGCCGUCUACCACCGCUCUCUCUCUCCGAUCCCGGCGUUUUGACCUCCCUCCGAUUUUUCUUAUCUGGAAUUUCUGGAAUUGAUUUAGGCGAGCUGAGGGCGGAGUUUCCAAAUUUUAAUUAAUUCGCGAUAUGCCGAUUCGGUGUACUCUGAAUUUCAGAGUUUCGUCGAUCUUUCUUAUUGUUUCGGCAUUCCUGAACUGCGUUGCAGGGGGCGCAGAAUCGGCGGUUGUUACGCUUGAUUCCGUAAUGAUAUACAAGACACACGAGUGGUUGGCCUCCAAACCCACUGUUUAUUUUCAAUGUCAAGGGGGAAACAAAACGAAAUUGCCUGAUGUACAGAAAGAGCAUGUUUUAUACAGCUUCAAUGGUGAAGAAUCUUGGCAGCCAUUGACUGAAUUUGAAAGCAAAAAGUGUAAGCGAUGUGGGUUCUACGAGGAGGACAGCAUAAAAUCUGAUGAUGUAUUCGAGGAGUGGGAGUUUUGUCCAUCUGAUUUUACAGCUCCCGCUGGGAAAUAUGUACGAUUCAACGAAAAAGAGUUCAAUGCCACUUUUAUGUGCUUGCAGUGCACAGCUUAUUCCAAUGUUUCCAGUUCAAGUGCGCCUACGCAUAACAGCGAACAGGGAAUGCAUGUUGCUGCAAUCAUAGUUAUAAGUGCUCUGGUUUCAACUGUGCUAAUUAUCGGUAUCGUGGUUGGUUACAAGUAUUGGCAAAAGAAGAGAAGGGAGCAAGAUCAGGCUAGAUUUCUGAAGCUGUUUGAAGAUGGGGAUGACAUUGAAGAUGAGUUGGGCCUUGGCGAUGUAAUAUGAGGACAGUUUGUGUAAUUCAAGAGAGAGAAAAUUAAUGUACAGUGAUACAUGUUGCACAAUCUUUUUCCUUUUUCUGUCAUUAUUAGAAUAGAUAUAGUUUUAAAUUUUGGCUUCAUUCAUUGAUCACAGGGAGAACUUCCUCUUAAAUGCUAAGAGAUAGAGAGAUAGAAGACAGACCAUUGAGAUGUCUGAAUGAUUUUUUUUGUUUAUUUCUUUGGUGUAUUAAACUGGGGGAAAUUUAUUAUUA